UCUCCUACUUUCUGCCUUUCGCAUGUAACACUGCUUCCCCUCGACCAAUAUACUUUCAUAGUCACCGCAGCCUCCCUAACUGAAUAGUGAAAUAACUCUCCCGCGAACCAGACAUCUCUCUCUCUCUCUCUUCUCUCUCUCUCUCUCUCUCUUCUCUCUCAGUAUAUAUACAUAUACAUAUAAUUAUAUAACUAUAUAUAAAUAUGGCGGCGCUGAGAAAGAUAGUGGGGUCAUUGCCAAGAACAGGUUUAUCAUACUCCUCUCUCCUGCCUCCUGCUCUUCUAAUCUCUCGCAGAGGCAUAGCUUCUAAGCUUUUCGUCGGAGGACUUUCCUUUUCCACUAAUGAGACUGCAUUAACAGAGGCAUUUUCCCAAUAUGGUCAAGUUGUUGAAGCCAAGAUUGUAAUGAACAAAGUGUCCGACAAAUCAAAAGGGUUUGGAUUUGUGACCUUUGCUUCAGUAGAUGAAGCCCAUAAUGCCCUAACAGAGAUGAAUGGAAAGGCACUGAAUGGACGUGUUAUUUUUGUGGACUAUGCAAAGCCCAAAACUGAUUUUAGCGAAGCAGUGCCAAUAGCAAGAGGACCUCCUGAGCCUCAACCUGAUACUUGAUUGCUUGCAUCACAAGCAUGAACAAUCAGAUAAGGAGAUAUGUAUGUUUGAAUUUGUUCGUUUAUUAGCUUGUUCUGAGAAUGAAUUAAGCUAAUUUGUGAGAACUUAAAAGCUGUAAGCAACAUAUGGUUGAAGAAUCACCCUUGGCAUCAGAUGAUGAAUUUGAGCAAAAUCUACUGUUCUUUUGGACAGAACUUCCCUCAA
Morus notabilis is the source of this 812-nucleotide messenger RNA. Its product is annotated as small RNA-binding protein 11, chloroplastic. Gene Ontology annotation, molecular function: RNA binding. The coding region runs from base 204 to 608 and encodes 134 amino acids. The record is from RefSeq and is a predicted model, not a curated record. The transcript is spliced from 4 exons. NCBI's taxonomy places the organism in Eukaryota, Viridiplantae, Streptophyta, Magnoliopsida, Rosales, Moraceae.